Molecule: messenger RNA, 8209 nt
Organism: Dama dama (fallow deer)
Lineage: Eukaryota; Metazoa; Chordata; Mammalia; Artiodactyla; Cervidae
Product: killer cell lectin-like receptor subfamily E member 1
Exons: 7
Coding region: 163-888 (241 amino acids)
Biological process (GO): positive regulation of natural killer cell mediated cytotoxicity; stimulatory C-type lectin receptor signaling pathway
Source: RefSeq, a predicted model, not a curated record
CCUGUUGGUUAAUUAUGAAAGCUUGCACAACAAGUAGUUUUUCUACCGAGGCACAGGUUCUGAUUCUGUUCCAACUUACCAGGUCCUGCUUCCUCAGACUUACACAAACUAACUCAUAGCACAAGGAAUUCCCUCCUCAUUUCAGUUUUUUUCUACAUAAAGAUGGAUGAAGAACCCAUAAUUUAUAGUAUUACUACUGAAAACCAGGAUUUUCAGCAGAGGCAUACACCAAAAAAUAUUAAGCAUAAAUUGAAUCCAAAUGAAUUGCCAUUAACCAAGAAGAAGCUGAAACACCAGAAACCUUGUAAAAGACAGCACAAAAAUAUAGCAGAAGAUGUCAAUGAUGAAGGAGAUGUCUUGCCUCUUCCAUGGAGACUCAUUUCUAGCAUGCUGGGUGUGUUGUGCCUUCUCCUAAUGGCCACGGCCAUUGUGGUAGCUGUUGUUACUGCAAACUCAUCUUCCAAAAAACCACCUCUCAAAAUCCAGCAGAAAGUCAUAGAGAACCUGUGUCUUGGACCUCAGUGUCAUUCUUGUCCAGAGAAUUGGAUUUGGUUCAGAUGCAGCUGUUACUACUUUUCCAAGGAAGAGUUAACUUGGAGAGAGAGUCAAAGUGCCUGUUCAUCUCUAAAUUCCAGUCUCAUCAAGAUAAACAAGGAGGAGAUGCAUUUCUUCUCCUUAAAAACUUUCUUUUGGAUUGGAGUCUACUAUAAUGAAACUGGCAGGCACUGGCUGUGGGAAAAUGAUUCACUUCUGCCUUCUGAUAUGUUUUCUCUUUCUACACCUACAUUAAGACAAAACUGUCUAUCUUACAAAUCAAGAGAAGUUUAUUUAAGUGAAAGCUGUGGAAUUAAACAGACUUACAUUUGUAAGAAUCACAUUAUUUUUUGAUACAUAUAUGUGGAAUCUAGAAAAAUGGUCCAGAUGAACCUACUUGCAAAACCUAUUAUCAAACCUAGAGACACAGAUGUAAAGAACAAACCUGUGGACCCCAAGAUGGGUGGAAAGGGGGAGUGGGAUGGAUUGGGAGAUUGGGAUUGACCUAUAUACACUACCAUGUAUAAUAUAGAUAACUAAUGAGAACCUACUAUCUAGCACAGGGAACUCAACUCAAUGCUCUGCGGUGACCUAUAGUUGUAAAGCAGUUAUACUCCAAUAAGAAUUAAAAAAUAGAAUCACCUUAUUUAUUCUGUAAAUUCACAGAAAAGAUGAGCAUUACUCUUAUCUAAUUCUACACCUUAAUAGAAUCGUCAAUGGUCACUUUCUUGGUCUAUAGAGAAAAUAUGUAUAUGAACACCUCUAGUAAAAACAGAAUGUUCUCAAAAUAUACUGCAAUGCUAUUUUAUAAAUGUACUAUAAUUUUGUUGAGUGGGUAUACUUUGAUUUAGAUGACUUUCAUGAAAUAACACUGUGAUAAUACUUAGAAUAUAUAUGCCAAUGCACUUUAGGAGACAUUGCCUUAAAUAUUUUAUGAAUUACACCAUGAGAUAAGUUAAUGAGACAAGGUUAGACUGUGUUGGACAUUAAACAGUUGUCUUAUGUAAACUUACACUAUUGACACUGAUAUAUGUAUUGCUUUUUUUGUCUAUAAAAUUGUCAAAGUAUAUUGUUAAGUGAUAGAACACAGAACCAGAUGUAGAGAUUAGUAUAACUGCACAAGAAAUAGAAUUGUUCCAUAAUUUUUUUCAAAAUUAGCUUUCAGCUUAAUUACUACCCAAAAGUCCAAUUUAUUUUGUAACAUGGUGACUCUGAGACAGCUAAUUAGACCCAUAGGUGACAAUGUGGUUUAAAAAGAUUUUGCUUUAAAGUCUCAAUUGUGAAAUGUUCAUUCCUUUAAGUUGUUCUGUUGCAUAGUAUUUUUAAAAAAUCAAAAAGAAACAAUUAGUAUUUAUUUCCUUUUAAUUGUAUCAAAGCCUUUAGAAUUAUUAAAAUAAUAGUGAUGACAAGCUGUGGUUCAUCUUCUCUUAGUCUUAAAACCUUCUAUACCUUUUACACAUACAGAUACAAUAAGCUCCCUUUUAUGUUUGUUUAAUAAGAUUUGGUCUUUUGCAAAGAGCAAAAGUUAUGCUUUACCAAAGUUCUUAUUUCACUAGAGCAGAAGCUACAUGAUAAUGACAGAAGAAUUAGAUAUAAUCAUCCCUUGAUAUUUACAGGAGAUUACUUCCAGGAUCCUUGGUGGGUGCCAAACUGUGUAGAUGAGUCAAAGUCCUUAUAUAAAAUAUUUGCAUAUAUUUUACAGUAUUUGUAUAAGUGUAUGGCUUAUGUACAAAAAAUAACCUUGGUGUAUUAUUUAUAUAUAAUAGAUGUACAUAUAAGUCAUCUCUAGGUUAUUUAUACCAAAUACAAUGUAAAUACUAUGUAAGUUGUUGUCAGAACAAUGUAAGUGCUAUGUAGAUAGUCGCCUGGGUGUGGCAAAUUCAAGAUUUGCUUUUCAGAAAUUUCUAGAUUUUUAAAAAUAUUUUCAAUUCAUGAUUAGUUGAAUUGGAAGAUGCAAAACCCAUGGGUGCAGAGGUCCAACUGUGCUGUAUUUGUUCUUAGUCCAAGCAUUUCCAUUGAUGAAAAUAAUCAAUAAACAGUCUCUAAUAGGAGCAGAAAAGAGCUUUAUUUAAGGCAAAUUGAGGACUUAAUCUGGAAGACAGACUCUCCAAUAACUUCUCUGGAGAAGCAGAAUUUUCAGCAUCGUUUCAUAUCUUGUUAGAACAAAGAACAACAAGCAAGUCAGGGAUACAUUCCUUCAAAGUGAAAGUGAAGUCGCUUAGUCGUAUCUGACUCUUUGAGACCCCAUGGACUGUAGCCUACCAGGCUUUUCUGUCCAUGGGAUUUUCCAGGCAAGAGUACCAGAGUGGGUUGCCAUUUCCUUCUCCAGGGGAUCUUCCCAACUCAGGGAUCAAACCCGGGUCUCCCGCAUUGCAGGCAGAUGCUUUACCGUCCGAGCCACCAGGGAAGCCCAACAUUCUUUCAAGGAUUCACACACACAAAAAAAGAUCAGCAUGUAUGCAGAGGGUCAGUGUGGCUGUGGCACCUAGGAAGAGUCUUAUCAUCAGAGGAUCAGCACUGGCAUCCCCAGAGGGGAGCAUUUAAUCUUUUUUUAACAUGGACAUUCUUCAGUUCUGAUCACUGUGUCCUUUACUUUAAUAAUUAAAGCAGAUGUACAGUGUAUGUUUGAUAGGCCACAAAUAAGGUGUUAGUUUCCCUGAUGGCUCAGAUGACAAAUAAUCUGCCUGCAAUGUAGGAGACUUGGGUUCAAUCCCUGGGUCUGGAAGAUCUCCUGGACGAGGGAAUGCAACCCAUUUCAAUAUUCAUGCUUGGAUAAUUCCAUGGACAGAGGAGCCUGGAAGGCUGCAGUUCAUGGGGUCACAAAGAGUCGGACAUGUCUGAACAACUAACACUUUCACUUUAGUACAAAAUUCAAGUUAACUUAUGCAUAAGCCACAGUGACUUCCGCAUACCUCAAUAAGUCAAAACUCCUUUUGUCGGUUUCUUCCACUCCUCCAUACUUACUUUACUAUGCUUUUAUUCUUUAAAUAUUUCCCUUCCUAGAUGGUCAUUCUAAGCAAAAAAGCAGAUCAGAGCAACUUUUCCCAGUUUAGUUUCUUACUCUGGUAUGUAGUUUCAUGAAGAUUUUUAAAAAAAAGUUUCUUUUUUGAAUUAUGGUUUUCUCUGAUAUAUGGCAAGGAGUGAGAUUGUAGGAGCAGAUGGUAGUUCUAUAUUUAGUUUUUAAAGGAACCUCCAGAAUAUUCUCUGUAGUGCCUGUACCAAUUUACCUUCCCACCAACAGCAUAGGAGGGUUCCCUUUUCUCCACACCCUCUCCAGGAUUUAUUGUUUGUAAAAUUUUUGGUGAUGGUUAUUCUGAUUGGUGUGAAGUAAUGUCUCAUUGGUGUUUUGAUUUGCAUUUCUCUAAUAAUUAGUGCUGGGAAAGAUUGAGGGCAGGAGGAGUGGGGGCUACAGAGGAUGAGAUGGUUGGAUGGCAUCGUCCACUCAAUGGACAUAAGUUUGAGCGAACUCCAGGAGAUAGUGAAGGACAGAGAAGCCUGAUGCACUACAGUCCAUGGAUUUGAAAAGAGUUGGACACAAUUGAAUGGCUGAAUAACAGUGAUAAUUAAUCAUGCUAAGCAUCUUUUCAUGUGUUUUUGGCUAUUUGGAAGUCUUCUUUGGAGAAAGAUCUGUUUAAAUCUUCCAUCGAUUUUUUUGAUUGGGUUGUUUGUUCUUUUGAUAUUGAGCUGCAUGAGUUAUUUGUAUAUUUUGGAGACAAAUCCCUUGUGGGUCACUCCAUUGCAAAUAUUUUCACCCAUUCCGUGGAUUGUCUUUCAUCUUCUUUAUGGCUUCCUUUGCCUUGUAAAAGCUUUUAAGUUUAAUUAGAUCCCAUUUGUUUAUUUUUGCUUUUAUUUUUAUUAUUCUAGGAGGUGGAUCAAAAAUAUCUUGCUGUGAUUUAUGUCAGAGAGUGUUCUGCCUAUGUUUUCAACUUGAUUCCCUUAAUGUUAUAUAAUUGCUUACAACAACACAGCCCAUGUGCUACAAUACAUGGUUUUAUUACCUACUGUUGAAGAGCAAUAUCUGAAGCAUUGACAUGCCAUGUUACAACUCACCUUGUUUAGAAGAAAGUGAAUAACAUAACUGAAUUAUUAGUAUAAACAGGCAAAUAUCAUACAUAACUUAUAGACAUUUCCCCCAAAUAUCCCUGAAGUAUAUAUCAGCAUUAUCCUUUGAAGAAGAACCUGAAAAGCUGUUGAGCCACAGAAUAAAGUUAAGCACUGACAUUCAUAUCAUUGUUAUAAUGUGAAAACUUAAAAACAGAACUGGUGAUAGAAGUUUAUAGCAAGCAUAGGUAUGUUUGUCACCCAGAUUGUACCAUUAACAUUUGAGUAUAUUUCCUCCAUUACAUAUCUGUCUCUUAUGCUUUUAUCCACCCUUGAUACACCUUAUUUUUUAUACAUUUCAAAAUAAUUUCCAGAUAUCAGUACACUUCCCUUCUGAGUACUAUAGCAUGUAUGUCACUAACUAGAGUUCAAUAUUUGUUUACAAUUCUCUUGUUCUUUUGAAGUACAGUUUGCAUACAAUAAAUACACAGAUUUUAGUAUUACUAUUCAGUGAGUUUAUCAUACAGUCUGCUGCAAACUGCGAUCAAGAUGAAGAGUAUUGGUCUUCACUGGUGGUCCAGGGGUUAAGAAUCCUACCAAUGUAAGUGACACAGGUUUGAUCGCUGGUCGGGGAAGAUUCCGCAUGCCAUAGAGCAACUAAGCUCAUGUACCACAACUACUGAGCCUGCUUGCCCUAGAGCCUGAGCGCCACAACAAGAGAAGCCACUGCAAUGAGAAGCCUUGCACCGCAACUAGAAAGUAGCCCCCCGCUCGCUGCAACUAGAGAAAGUCUGCUCAUAGCAACAAAGACUCAGUGUAGCCAAAAAUAAACAAAUAAAUAGAUACAAUUAUUUUCUAAAAAGAUAAAAAAUAUGACUCUUUCCCAGAAGAUUCCCUCAAGUUCAUUCCAAUAGAUCCCUACCCACUCUUUAAAGUCAACCACUAUUCUGAUAUUUCUCUAGUAUAUUUUGUAUAUUCUUUUUUAAGAAUUAUUUCAAAUUCUGUUUUGUUAUGUUUUGUAUAAAGCAGUUUUUCUUCCAGUGUAAUGUUUGUGUGAUUCAUAUAUGUUCUUAUAUGUGAUGUUCAGAUUUUACACAAAAAUUGAUAUUAAUUUCCACUGAUUUUUUUUUUUCCUAAGGUGGGCAAGGUUUUAUAUUUGGCAUCUGAGAGUUCCUUUGGCAGCCUUACUUUGACAGUCAUAUUUCCAGAAAUGAUGACUUCAUUUUCACCAUCUUCAUGGAUUUCAGUUGGGUUUUGGUGGAGUGUUAUCACAGAUUAGCACAGAGUAUAGGCCUCUGCAUCUGAUCGCAUAGGCUUCUACUACACACGACAUUUGAUUCUUAAAGUUGACCCCAUUGUUUCCUAGUGGAGGAGACCACAGAACACUGGGCAUUUCUCCCUACCUACUCCUGGUAGAUUAAUUACAUCAGAUGCUUGACCCCUUCUUCGAGUUACCCGUGAUGCAUCACUGCUCUCAGCACUUUUCCAAACAAUAGUGUUACUAUUUCACUUUGCUCAACCAAGUCCAGUAACACGACUUUAAUCUAUACCAGGCCCUCAGUUUUUAAGAUUAUUUAUAGCCUGACAGUUGUGUUUGUUUUCAUAUAAAGUCACUCAAAAUGGCUAAGAGUUAAGGUGUUUAGUGGAGCGCCAUGACCCAUAUCAUUCUUGGGCAUCUAGUUGUUUUUGAAUUUUAGUAUGGCUUCCUCAAAAAUUUAUGAAAGAAAUGAAAGAAAGACUUUACUUUCCUUUUUCUUAGUAAGUCAAUUUGAUCACUGAAUGAGGCUGUCCCCAGAAAGAUGCAUGCGUGUGGGUGUGUGUGUGUGUAUUUUCAACCAAAAAUAAAACAUAUAUAUAGUAGGGAUUUGGCAUCUAUAUAUAGUUCUAUUAUUGGAAAAAAAAAAAAUGUAGUUAGAACCAACUAGGUCCAAGAUAGUGGAAGAUUUAACUUUCAGUAGACCUUGAGCCUCUUUAUAUGCUCAUUAUAAUUCAUUAGCAUAAGCUAAAGGGCAUACCUACAGCCACCAUGACAGUUCUGAAGCUAACCAUAAAAGGAAACAAAGUGGGCACUGGACCAAUUCCUGGAAAUCCCUGCCCCUUCCCCAAAACGUUGGAAAAAUUCCCCUAUUCAUUGUGUGUGAUUGGUCAUUCAGUUGUGUCUGACUCUUUAUGACCAUUUGGACUGUAGCCCACCAGGCUCCCCUGUCCAUGGGAUUUUUUGAGGCAAGAAAACUGGAAUGGGUUGCUAUUUCUUCCUCCAGAGGGUCUUCCCGACAUAGGGAUCAAACCCAGGUCUUUUGCUUUGCAGGCAGAUUCUUUAUCUGCUGAGCCAUCAGGGAAGCCCUGAAAUUACCCAGUCCAUAAAAAUGAAUCACCCCAUAUUUUGGGGCCUCUUGCCUUCUGAGAUGGCUGCAUUCUGUCUGUGGAAUGUGUUUCUCUCUAAAUAAAUCUACUUCUUAACCUUAAAAAAGAGAGAGAGAGAGAAAACAAGUAGUGUGACUGUAUCUUGUACUUACAAUCCCUGAACUGGUGCUAUCUUUAACCCUUUUUAUUGUCUGUUGGUUUUCUUAUUCAUCUCUUAAGGCUUUGUCUCAUGACAAACAUGGAUUUUAAAAUCUUAUUGCUUUAAAUUCUUAGCUUUCUAUAAUCUUCCUAAAACUUCCAUUUGAAUACAGAGGUUUUAUAGAUGGUUGCUAGGAAUGGAUUGCUUCCUUCCACAUGUUCUGUAAAUCACGCCUGUCUCAUUCACUUAUUAUUUUAGGAAUUAUUUGUAUCAUGUUGGCAUAAUCUAGUUUUUUGUUUUGUUUAGCAUGAAUAUCUAUAUGUGUGUUCUUAUAACUUUCUUGUCCAAUUGCAAUUUAGUUCCCUAAGGGGGAAUAAUUUAAGUUUUCAAAAAAUUUUAUUUUAUUUUUUAUAGAAGUAGAAAGUAUGCCAGGUAUUUGAGAGCUUUUCCUGAUAAUGCAUUUUCUUUCCCAUUAUUUUCUUCUAAAAAAUAUGCUACCCAAUGCAUUCACUUGAAAAGAAAUCUCUGGGGAAUAAAUAUAUCAUUUAGAAUAUGAUUGUAACAUUUGCAUCAUCACAUAUAUGACUUGCAUUAAUGAUUUCUCCAUCCUCAUGUAAUUCUAACUUUUAUUAAAGACUUUUCCAGCCUCAUAUUAUUUCACGUUUUUUUCUGUCUCUUCUUCCUCCUUCCUUCCUCUUCCAAAUAAAAGAGCAAUCAUGAUUUUGAAGCUAAUUCUGUUACUUGUGAUAAUGUAUGCCUAACUGAUAACACUAAUGACCAUGUUCCUACAUGUCUAAGCUUGCAACUUAAGAAUCCUGAGAUAGGAGGAUUAUUCUCGAUUAUCCAGGUGUGUCCUAAAUGUAAUCACAAGUGUUCUUUCAGCAUGGAAGUAGAGUGUGCCUUGACAGGCGAUCAAUGAGAGGGGGUAAAGUGAUGUGGCUGCAGAAACAGAGACUAGAGUGAUGUGGCCACAGUUCAAGAAAUGCUGGCAGCCACAAAAGCUGGGUGAGACAAGGAUGAGACUUGAAGCUUGCAGAUGAAACCAGUCCUGAUGAAAUCUUAACAUUGGCCCUCAUUUAGAUUUCUAGCCUCCAAAACUAUAGGAGAAUAAAUUUCUGUUGUUUUCAUUUA